AUGGUGUCUGGAGUACCUACCCUAGCCUUAGAAGAAGCCCUCGAUCGCGAUCUAGCUGUCCGUGAUCUUCAAGAUAAGGAUAUCACUGCUCAAGAAGAGAAACAUGCUCCCAUCGAAACGCCUCAGCAUGUCACUUCAGGCACGCAAACCCCGGCAUCGAUGGAAAACAGACUCCGUCCGGCAGCAGACAUCAUCAAUCGCAUCAUCUGGGACUCCAAUUAUGACAGCGCAAACUAUAUCAUUGGGUAUGAGGAUCGGUUCGAAGGGCGCUUGGAAGUUGGCAUUUCGAGUCAAACAAUCCAGCCCAAGCCAUAUUCUUCGCGUUUUUAUUCGGCAAACCAUUCGACUCGAGCCGUUCAUCAGCAGCUUCGCAAUAUGGCGCAACGACUCCGCAAGCUCGAUUUCUCGCGCAUGAAGAAACACAACCAUUCGAGCACGUCCUCUGCCAGCUCCCCUAUAGUGCCGGUCCUUGAAACACCUGCUGCGUUCUCGGUUCAAAGCGUCAGUCCUGGGCCAGCCGGUAAGCAGAAGGCUUAUUUUGGUAGACCUCAUGUUAGACCGUCCGUUUUCGUGGAAAAUAUCGAGGAUGAUGAAGUAAAUGCCUCUGCUGCUCAAGGCCACUCUUUGGAAAGCAAGAAAGGCCUAGCCAACGCCGAUUGCGAAGAGGAGUCAAUAUCACGAGAAAAGACCCGCUACUUCGAGGAGAUCUUCAGCAUUCGCAACCCUCUGACCUCCACCAAGUCACGUACGAAUCAGGAGGAUAUCAUUGUAGUUGAGAUUAAAUUGCGCACACGAGUCAAGAAUGACGAGGAGUUUGCUCGCUUGGUAGCCUCUCGGAUGGCCAGCAUCUACCAGAAAUCUGAGAGCCAAUUCAUGAUCAACAUCCAGCAAGAUUCAUAUCUUUACAUGGGCACUCCCAGGUUUCCGGCUUACUUGAUCAAGAUUUUCGCGCUGCCACAACUCAUAGGGCCAGUCACCAAUCUUCGCUGCACCAUUCUCAUUCAAGGGCUCCUCCAAGAGGUUGCCCUCAUUGGUCCGAACAGAGGCGUUGUUCUAUUUUAUCCUAUUCUCGAAGAGAACUUUGCAACAAACGGUGCCACCAUGAUGGGUGAAAUCCCACGGCUCGAUCGCCACAGCUCCGAGGAGCAAGAUCAAGGAAUUUUCAGAAGCAUCACACGGUCCCUGAGCAGACUGAAAUCUAGCAGCACUCACAGUGCACCUGCAUCGGAGGCAACAACUUCUUCGUGGACUGGGGUCAUAGAGCAUCAGAGAGAGAAAAGCACCCUUAGGGACGAUACAUCGGAAGAAGAGACUUCCAGAUCGGUCAGGAAAUCCAGAAGCCGGCGGCAGCGUUUCCUACCUGGACGUGGUAGCUCGGAUCCAUCUCAUCCAGUAGAUCAGAUGUGCAGUGCCGCUGAUCUGCUUUGGUCAAAGUAUGAAGGAUGGGUCUCGCUUCAAUACCUACAGACGCAAUCCAAGAAAUCUGAAUCAUUCAAAUUCAUUGACGCAAUGGAACAGUCCUGUUCUACUGCAGUUGGUAGCAAAAUUGAGGAGAGGGAAGGUAACCUUUUCGAUGCUCCAGAUGGAGCAGCUUUGAUCCACGCCUGUAACUGCCAAGGUUGCUGGAGUGCCGGUAUUGCUAGAAUGUUUAAAACAAAGUAUCCUGCUGCAUAUGCCGUCUACAAGGCCCACUGCGAGAAUCUAAUGAGGUCUCCCAAAACCACCACCGCUCCUAAUGCCAGCGAUGGGAUGAUUCCAGACAAGCGAAUUCUUCUCUCACCCGAGGGAACGGCGCUCAUCAUCCCGCCCCAAAAAAGGGACUACGAAGGACCUCGUGGUAGUAAAAAACACUGGAUCAUCUGUCUUUUUACAUCUCGCAAGUUCGGAAGGAAGGCCAGUCCACCUCCUGUCAUCCUCUCUAACACUGAGCUUGCUGUGGUGGACAUGAAGCGGCAGCUUGAAGAACUUCGGGCUGAUGAGUCGGUUGAGGUGCCAAUCAGUAGACUUUGGUCGUGUCGUUUUAACUCCGGGCUUUUCCGGGUCGAUUGGAGUCUGUCGCGUAAGGUUUUGCAAGAUGCAGGACUGGAUGUUAUCGUUGUUCGUCCGGAGGGCGAGGAGUGA
This is a messenger RNA of Aspergillus affinis, 2121 nucleotides long. RefSeq lists its product as uncharacterized. The coding region runs from base 1 to 2121 and encodes 706 amino acids. The record is from RefSeq and is a predicted model, not a curated record. The transcript has 8 exons. Gene Ontology annotation, biological process: peptidyl-glutamate ADP-deribosylation. Lineage: Eukaryota; Fungi; Ascomycota; Eurotiomycetes; Eurotiales; Aspergillaceae.